AUGGCAAGUUUUCCUGGCCUCUUUACUGCUGGUGUUCUCCCUGCUCUCCUCUGGGUGUCCAUGUGGGGCUCCCCAGUGUCCGGGUUUUCUGUGAUGGGACCAGCUCAGCCCAUCAAGGUCUCACUAGGAGCAGAUGCCACUCUGCCCUGCCAGUUGUCCCCCGAGCAGAGUGCAGCCCACAUGCAGAUCCGGUGGUACCGAACCCAGCUAUCCCCAGUGGUGCUCAUGUACCAGAAUGGGCAGGAACAAGACGGGGAGCAAAUGCUGGAAUACCGUGGUAGGACAGAGUUGGUGGAGGACUCCAUCGGCAGAGGGGCUGUGGCCCUGCUGAUCCAACACGUCCGUGCCUCUGAUGAUGGCCAAUAUUGGUGUCAUUUUAAUGAUGGUCACAUCUCCCGGGAAGCUGUUGUGGAGCUGUACGUGAUAGGCUUGGGCUCUGCCCCUCACGUUCGCAUGAUGGGGCCUGAGGAUCACGGGAUCCAAGUUCUGUGCUCCUCCGGUGGCUGGUUCCCCAAACCCUGGGUGCAGUGGAGAGACACAGCGGGAGAGAAGCUACUAUCCCUCUCUGAAUCUCAGACUCAAGAUGGAGAUGGGCUCUUCCAUGUGGAGGCAUCUCUUGUGGUCACAGACAGCUCUCUGGGCAACGUGACCUGCUCCAUCCAGAACCCCGUCUCUGGCCAGGAGAAAGCGUCAGCCAUCUUCCUUCCAGAGCCCUUCUUCCCCAGAACAUCUCCAUGGAAGACAGCCCUGGCUGGGACCCUCCCUGUGCUGGUGCUUCUCCUCAUCGGGAUCAGCUACACUGGCUGGAGAGAACAUAGAGCCAAAACCAGAGAAAUAGAGAAAAGGAAGGAAGCAUCUCAUGAAAGUGACAAGGUGGCGGAAGAAAAGGAAGAGGCACAUUCAAUCAAAAGGAAGCUUGAAGAAGAUCUCGAACAACGAAAGGCAUUAUACAACAAAGACUGGAAGAAGGCCCUGAUAUAUCCUGACUGGAGGAAGGAACAGUUUGAACAUGUUCUUGUGAUUGAAAAUCAUGAAAAUGUUCAUCAGAACAAUUCUGACUUCAGAAGGGAACCUCAGGCAAUAUUAUGUAAAAAGCAAGGAGGUGGCAAUAUUCUCAAACUUGAUCAAGGAUUCACUAAGGGGAGAUAUUACUGGGAGGUGGACAUUGAGGACAUUGAUGAAUGGACUCUAGGCAUUUGUGAGGGGCCCACAGAAAGGAGUGGGUUACUCAGUGAUCUAGAGAAGAUGAAGUUCAAUGUCUUGGAGAAGAGGGGAUGUGAAUACAGGGCUCUCACUUGUUCUCGCCAAGACAUUUUCCAAAAAGAGCCUCUCCGAAUUGAAAAGUGUCCACUAAAGAUUGUGAUUUUCUUGGAUUAUGAGGAUAGUGACAUUUCUUUCUAUGACAUGACUGAUGAAACCCACAUCUUCUCCUUCACCCAUGCCAACUUCUCUGGGUCAGUCUAUCCUUACUUCAAACUGAAAUCCAUGGAGUUCUCCCCAUCUGCAUGA
This is a messenger RNA of Budorcas taxicolor (takin), 1509 nucleotides long. RefSeq names its product butyrophilin-like protein 1. The transcript is spliced from 9 exons. The record is from RefSeq and is a predicted model, not a curated record. Gene Ontology annotation, biological process: T cell receptor signaling pathway; regulation of cytokine production. Gene Ontology annotation, molecular function: signaling receptor binding. Lineage: Eukaryota; Metazoa; Chordata; Mammalia; Artiodactyla; Bovidae. The coding region runs from base 1 to 1509 and encodes 502 amino acids. Gene Ontology annotation, cellular component: external side of plasma membrane.